Messenger RNA from Mytilinidion resinicola, 303 nucleotides. RefSeq lists its product as uncharacterized. Lineage: Eukaryota; Fungi; Ascomycota; Dothideomycetes; Mytilinidiales; Mytilinidiaceae. The coding region runs from base 1 to 303 and encodes 100 amino acids. The record is from RefSeq and is a predicted model, not a curated record. The transcript is spliced from 3 exons.
AUGGCCAUCUCGUUACUCAACACGAUCACCCCAAAGGAGGGCAAGCUAGAUAUUGUGAAGGAAGCGAUUCUGAAAUUCAUGGAUUUCACGACGCAGAAAUAUCCCGACUGUCUUGGCGCCGAGCUGUUGUAUGAUGAAGAUGGCGAACAGCUUGUUUUGAUCAUGGCUUUCAAGACCCAAGACUCUAUUAAUACCUUUCUUCGGGAACCAUACGUGCUCAGUCUCAAAAAAGGGCUCCCAGCGGAGAGCGUGGACAGUAUGGAAGUAACAACGUAUGAACGAGUUGGCAAUUUCUCAAGAUGA